Molecule: messenger RNA, 992 nt
Organism: Trifolium pratense (red clover)
Lineage: Eukaryota; Viridiplantae; Streptophyta; Magnoliopsida; Fabales; Fabaceae
Exons: 8
Coding region: 126-713 (195 amino acids)
Source: RefSeq, a predicted model, not a curated record
AGAUUGAGGAAGCAGAGAAGAAGCUGAUUGGGAUUUUUCUCUCUUACAAGCUGAAACUGAAAUUGCGCUUUUUCUCCAACGUUCUUCUCAAUUCUCUCUUUCCUCCUUCUUCUUCGCACGCUAUUAUGGAGAGAGGGAAGAAUCAGAUCAGUGAAGGUGAAGCUGAUUCAGUUGAAUUUGGGGAUGUAAUAUAUGUCAAGCUUAGGAGUGGUUCAUGGUGGCCUGCACAGGUUGUUGAUGAUAAGUCAAUCCUUUCGAGUCUUAAACCUAGAAAUCGUCGUGCUGAGGAUGUUCUUGUUCGGAUUUAUGGAAGUCAUACAUUCUUGAAUGUGAAUCCUGUUAGAUCUUGUGCUGAGUUUGAGACGAUUCUGAAGAAUAAUAAUGGGGAUCUGCGAAAAAUACUCGAAGAAGGUCUUGAAAAGGACCUUCCUAGCUCAAAGAAGUCAGCAUCAAAGGCCAAAGGAACAUCAAGCGCCAAAAAGAGAACACCUAACAAGAAAGAGGAGGAGCAGACCACAGCAAAGCGCCAAAAAGGAAACGAUGCGUCAAAGGAUGAUGAUCAGGCUAGCCCUAGCCCAAGUUGUGAAACAGCCUCCGGAAAGCUCCAAGAGUUGAGUUCUCGAAGGAUAAGAGUGAUGCAAAGCCUUGGUCUCAGUGCUCCAUCUGGUUCACCAUUCAUUAAAGUUAGGAGUAAUUACAAUACAACCCCGUGAUUAUGGGGAUUAAAAAUUGUAGGCAUGUGCAGAACUUGCAUAAAUGCAUUCUCUUUUAAUAGGACAUGCUCAUUUAAUCAAAUACCUAGUUAAGGAUUGUUUAAUAUGUAGUUUCGAAGUUCUUAUUCAAGCACAUGGACGUAAUUGUCCGUUAUGACAAAAAUGUUUAGCAAAGUUUAUGCGUUUAGGUAGGUGGUCUACCGUUGACUUAUGCAUGCUAGCUUCAGAUUUCUAAAGUUGAAAGUUCAUACGGAUAUAUGAAUAUGUGACUUGCGAAGA